Molecule: messenger RNA, 552 nt
Organism: Adineta ricciae
Lineage: Eukaryota; Metazoa; Rotifera; Eurotatoria; Adinetida; Adinetidae
Source: the annotation of a GenBank genome assembly
AUGGCGGACAACGAUGAUUUCGAAAUUAUUGACGAUGUAGGCUUAUCAAAUGAGCAGAUAUUCGAGUUUAUUGAUGUGAAUGAUUCUACUAGCGCAACUAUUAAUCAUAAUCAACCUCAAACGCCUGAACCUGUGUUACCCUUACUUAUCCCCAAACCUUUAACUAAUGAAGUUCCUCAACUUACACAAGAGCAACAACCACGGCCUUUACUUCGACCUGCUCCUCCACCUAUCAUCAUUCCGUCAAUGCCGCAAGUACCAAUUCAAACGACGACUAUUUCAGCACCAUUUGUAGUGCAGACAAAAACGACGAUUUCAUUUCCCCCACCACAAAUGAUUCCUUCUGUGCCAUCGCUACCAAAAGCUCCAUUUGCACAACGCUAUGGAGAUGCUGCUGAAAUUCCUCAUGACGAGAAUGGAAUAUCGGAAAUCGACGCUGCUAUUAAUAGAUCAAAAACAAUUCAGCAAACGAUUUUACACAUGAGCAGCCAGCAACAACAAGAUAUCCAAACAAUAUUGGAACAACGUCGACAUUUAUUUAGCACAAAAUAA